Molecule: messenger RNA, 1389 nt
Organism: Mangifera indica (mango)
Lineage: Eukaryota; Viridiplantae; Streptophyta; Magnoliopsida; Sapindales; Anacardiaceae
Product: B-box zinc finger protein 24-like
Exons: 3
Coding region: 415-1128 (237 amino acids)
Biological process (GO): regulation of DNA-templated transcription; photomorphogenesis
Cellular component (GO): nucleus
Molecular function (GO): zinc ion binding
Source: RefSeq, a predicted model, not a curated record
AAGCUAAAGUGGCAGACUUUUUGACAGCCACACAUGGCUGAUAAUGAGUGAUGACUUCAAGACCCCUAGACCAUACAUUACUCUGUUGUAUCAACUAGUUUUCUUCCUUCUGAUUUGCAAAAUCUAAAUCCUUAUCUUCCUUCAUUCUCCUCCAGUCAUUCAACUCUUUCUGUAUCUUCCACUAUACAUUAUCGAUCACCUCACUUUCUUCAGUAUUAUUACUGCACCUUCCCUUACAUUCUCUCGUUUUCUUCCUUUUUUUUUUCUGUUUUGAGUUUUUCUACUUGAGGUUUUCUCAAAAGGGUUUGAGGUUCUUGCAAGGAAAAGACCUUUAAGAGAGUCAAAAUUUGAUCUUUGCAUCCACAUGCAUCUGUUUGAAGCUUGAAUAGAAAAAGUUUACAUCUGGAAGUGAAGAUGAAGAUUCAGUGUGAUGUGUGUGAGAGAGCUCCUGCAACGGUGAUUUGUUGUGCAGAUGAGGCUGCACUCUGUGCUAAAUGCGACAUUGAUGUACAUGCAGCUAACAAACUGGCCAGUAAGCACCAAAGGCUUCUCCUUCAGUGCCUUUCCAACAAGCUUCCUCCAUGUGAUAUUUGCCGAGAAAAGACUGCUUUCAUUUUUUGUGUUGAAGACAGAGCUCUCUUCUGUAAGGAGUGUGAUGAGCCUAUUCAUUCAGCCGGUAGCCUUUCGGCAAACCAUCAGCGAUUCCUGGCAACUGGAAUCCGAGUAGGUUUGAGCUCUAGUUGCACCAAGGAGUCUGAGAAAAGCAAGUUUGACCCACCUAAUCAGAAUGCUCAACAAUCUUCUGUCAAAGUGCCUGCACAGCAACAGUCAGGCAUUUCAUCUCCGUGGGCCAUGGAUGAUCUGCUACAAUUUUCAGAUUUUGAAUCCUCUGAAAAGAAGGAACAAGUUGAGUUUGGAGAGCUUGAAUGGCUAGCUGACAUGGGACUAUUCAGUGAGCAAGUUCCUCAGGAGGGUCUAGCAGCAGCUGAAGUUCCUCAACUUCCCGUUUCCAACUCCAGCAGUGUUUCCUCAUUCAGACCUAUGAAAUCCAGCAUGCCGCACAAGAAGCCCAGGAUCGAAAUACCAGAUGAUGAUGAUGAGUAUUUCACAGUCCCGGAUCUUGGCUAAACAAACACAAGUAACCUCUAUAGUGUGAGUGAAUAGGUUGAUUUUCUAUGCAUAUAUACACUCAUACAUACAUGUACAUGUGUACUUAAAUGUGCAUUUGAUGUGUUAUAAUCUCUUGUUGAGAUGCUUAUUGACCAUGUAUUUCAAACUUAAUUAGAGCUUACAAUCUCCAAACACAUUACAUAUAAGAAUUUGUGAGGGUGGCUUGUCUAAAUUGAGUGAAUCAGGAACUUAGUGAUGAUCAGCAAGGCCUUUUGAGUA